AUGAGGAUUCCAAUCUGCGGCUGGAUUGUGCUACUUAUUGUUAUCGGAUCAAGAAGCAGCUGCUCAUUCGCACCAACGAGACCCUUCACCAGAAUACGAAAUAAUCUUGAUGCGUUGUUCAGUCGAAGUCAAACGCAAGAAGAAGAAAUUCUUUACGAUGUUGCAGUGAUUGGAUCCGGUCCUGCUUCUUGUUCACUGGCGGCGCUGCUGACGGCCAACGAUAGCAAUGUCAACGUGGUUCUGCUGAGCAAAUAUGCCGCCAAGCGAUGGACCCCCAACUAUGGGUGUUGGACCGAAGAAUGGGCGACAUUGGAUCGUCUCUAUGCCGAUCGAGGUGUCACGGGUUUGAUGGACCUUGGCGUCGAUAUUCAUUGGGACGACACGGACUGUUUCUUUGGAGAAUUCGACGAUGGGGUUCUCGAAAAUCCCAAUGCAAACGACAACCAACAACAGGAAGGCGACUAUCGACGAUCCAUUGGACGAGAGUAUGUGAGAGUAUCUCGAGAAGGAUUAAAGAGCAUUUUCUAUGGCGACGACGACGACGACAACAGAAACUACACAGUCAUUCCAGAAGACGUGUUGGGAAAAGCCAUCAAUCCCAACAUGUUUUUGCCAGCUGGAUCCAUUACCUUUCACAAAGACUUCACGGAAUUGACGCUUAAAGAGAGCGGUCGAAAAAUCAGAGCCAAGAUUGUCGUGGAUGGGACCGGCGCCGAGUCGUCCUUUACCAUUCGAGACCAGCGAGACCGAGAAGGCUAUCAGAUUGCCUAUGGAGUGGAAUGCCACGUAACUGGUGCGGGCGUCACCGAAAGUCAUGUCGGAGACUACGAUCGAUCCAAAAUGACACUCUUUGACUUUCGCUCCGAAAAAUGGCGGCAAAGCAACCAAGACGACGAGAUUAAACAACCCACCUUCAACUACGUCAUGCCUCUGUCCCAAGAUGUCAUUUUCUUGGAAGAAACGUCGCUCGUGGCCAACCCGGCCAUGUCCUUUGAGGAAUGCAAGAGGCGCUUGACGGAGCGAAUGAAGAGUCAAAAUGUGGAAAUUACUGAGAUUUUAGAGGAAGAAUUUUGCUACAUCCCCAUGGGAGGAGGUUUGCCACGGGCAGGACAGAGAAUUGUACCGAUUGGGGCCGCGUCGGGGUUGGUUCAUCCAUCUACGGGAUAUCAAGUGGGACGCGCACUGAGCAGCAACUUGGAUGUCGCCGAGCAAAUUGUCGCCGAACUGAACAACAAAAACAACGAAUCCUUGGAUCCCGAUGCCGCGGCAGCACGCAUCUUGGGGAGAAUUUGGACACCGGAGGCGAUUCGUCAGAGAAGCUUUGCCGUCUUUGGUGGGGAGUUUUUCAUGUCCCUGAAUGUGAACCAGCUCAAGCAUUUCUUUGCUGGAUUCUUUCGCUUGGAUCCGUCCAUGUGGGGUGGGUUUUUGGCCGGAUGGAAGAAUCUACCUGGAUAUGACAAUCACAAGAAUUGGAGUGCCAGGCUAACGUUUGGCUUGACAGCACUCUCGAAACUAUCUCCCAAAGUUGGCGUGGGAAUGGCAGGAUCCAUCCUCCAAUACAUACUGACCGAUGAAUGGGGAGUCGAUUUGAUCCAGUCUGUCACGCCGUUGGCUGGAAGCCCCAAAGGCUACGAGGAGGCUCUCGAGUUUCGACGACCCGAAAACAAGGGUGACCAGCCCGCCAAAGAUGAAGCCAUGGCCCUCUUGUGUGCCUGUGAUCGAUGCCAAGAAGAAGGAAACCAAAGAACAGAGACCAAGAUUGCGGCUUGA
This is a messenger RNA of Seminavis robusta, 1770 nucleotides long. The record is from the annotation of a GenBank genome assembly. Lineage: Eukaryota; Bacillariophyta; Bacillariophyceae; Naviculales; Naviculaceae.